Molecule: messenger RNA, 4879 nt
Organism: Diabrotica virgifera virgifera (western corn rootworm)
Lineage: Eukaryota; Metazoa; Arthropoda; Insecta; Coleoptera; Chrysomelidae
Product: ATP-binding cassette sub-family C member 10
Exons: 21
Coding region: 206-4813 (1535 amino acids)
Biological process (GO): transmembrane transport
Cellular component (GO): membrane
Molecular function (GO): ATP binding; ATP hydrolysis activity; ABC-type transporter activity
Source: RefSeq, a predicted model, not a curated record
AAACAUGUCACGUCACUGUCACUGUCACAUCAAUCAGCUCAGCUGUUUUGUUUUACUUUUACUUUUACUAAUUAAUUAUUAACUAAUAAUAAUAAGUAUUGAGGUAAUAAUGUGACACAUAGUAGUUAUAACUGAAAUUAAGAAACAAAGAAAAGCCAUUGCUUGGGACUUCCAGCUACCUGCAGAUGGUGCCAGAUGAUUUAAAAUGACAAGUGAUGUCAUAGGCCGUAAUUGGAACUGGACCAGCCUCUGUGGUCCCGAAGGGUUCCAAAUAUGGUCACAGCAAAGACACGAUUUUGGCCAGUGCUUCCAGCAACUAUGUUUCCAGAUCCCUGUACUUUCCCUUUUUGCAGUACUAUCUUCAUAUUACUUUGGGCGUCAAACUGGUUUUGUUUCUCGAGGAAAGCUUCAAAGAUACUGUAUCAUAACCAGAAAUGUAGUAAGUCUCCUACUGAUGUUCUAUCCAAUAAUGCACGCAUACAAUACUAUUAUGACGAAAACUCCGAACAAAGAAAACGCCUCCUUUCUGGUUUGCGCAGUCCAAGCCAUUUCUUGGUGUUCCCAUUUCCUCUACACUGUAGGACUAAGAUCGAGGUUAGGUAAAAGUCAAAGAGGUCCUACUGCAAUGGGUAUCGUCUGGUGUAUGGUUUUCGCGAUGACCAUCGUAUCGUUGAGAAGUGCCUACUUGGAAAAUUCGCAAAGACCAACAGAGAAUACCAAAAUGGAGCUAGGUAUUACUUUGUAUUACACCGUCUUGCAGAUCAUUUAUGCCCUUAGUUUGAUACCAGGCGGUAGCACCACCACAUUAAAUUUUCCUGAGAGGUAUACAGAGAUCACAGAGCGCCAGCCCUUGAUAAACGCCAAUGCCUACGGCAGAUUCAGUGAAGAGGGAGAUCCAAACGAUCUGGGGGUUGCUAUGGAAGACACUAACUGGUUGUCCCGUUUAUCGUUUUCCUGGGUAAAGUCUCUAGUAAACAAAGGAGUUGAAGAUAAAAUAGUUACAUCUGACGAUUUGUACGAUCUACCGGACUCAAUAAGUAGCGACAACAAUAGUAAUAGACUAGAAAAUUACCUGAGGAUUGAACACGAUACGGAUUCUUCCCGAGAAGUAAUAGUUAUUCAGCCACGCAAAAGUUCUAGUUUGUUAGCGGCGCUUCAUAGAUGCUACGCCUGGCAAUUCUACAGCGUUGGUAUCUUGAGGUUGGUAGCGGAUUGUAGUAAUUUUGCUGGACCAAUUUUGUUGAACAAAUUAGUAGACUUUAUAGAAAAGAGAUCUAUAGAUAUCAAAUGGGGCUAUCUGUAUGCUGUGCUGUUGGUGGUUAGCACUUCUAUGUCUGCUCUCUGUGAUUCCCACUUUAAUUUCAAGAUGUCUGUGAUCGGUCUCAAAAUGAGGGGAGCUAUAAUCAAUACUAUAUACAGGAAAACUUUAUCAGUGAGAUCUACGGUUUUAAUGUCUAAAUUAUCUGUGGGGGAGAUAAUGAACUACAUGUCUACAGAUACAGACCGGAUUGUUAAUUCUUGUCCAAGUUUCCACGCAGUAUGGAGUAUACCAUUCCAGCUAUUUGUAUCCCUUUACCUUCUGUACAACCAAGUGGGCUUGGCGUUUUUAGCUGGUGUCCUGUUCAGCAUAAUCCUCAUUCCCAUAAAUAAAUGCAUAGCGAACAAAAUCGGCGAUCUUAGUACCAAGAUGAUGGAACAAAAGGACGGCAGAGUGAAGUUGACUUCCGAAAUACUCAGGGGCAUCAAGGCAAUCAAAUUGUACGUUUGGGAACAACACUUUAUAAGACUUAUUACUAGGCAAAGGGACGCCGAACUGAAGUACCUGAAAGGUCGUAAAUACCUAGACGCCCUCUGCGUAUAUUUCUGGGCUACUACUCCAGUGGUCAUCUCCAUUUUGACGUUCGUUACUUACGUUCUGAUGGGAAACAAAUUGACAGCUGCCACUGUGUUUACAAGCAUAGCCCUUCUGAACAUGCUGGUGAGCCCUCUUAACGCUUUUCCUUGGGUACUGAAUGGUUUGACUGAAGCCUGGGUGUCGUUGAAGAGGAUUCAGAAGUUACUAGAUCUUCCAUAUAUGAACCUAAAUGAAAUCUACGACCACAAGGAACUAGAAGAUAACACAGACCAAAAUACAGAAAUAUCCAUCUCCAAUGCCAGUUUCAGCUGGGAGAAAGCCACUCCCGUUGUACAAGUGCCUAAAGGAAAAGGGAAAGGAAAAAGAACGUUAUCCAAAAGGGGACAAGGCGAAAGCAGUGUCCAAAGAAGAGAAACCAUUAUUUUCAAGCUCAGAGAUAUAACUUUGAAGAUAAAGAAAGGUGAAUUUAUUGGCAUUAUGGGUACAGUUGGUUGUGGUAAAUCUACCCUGCUUUCCUCAAUAUUAGGUGAACUCGCUGUAGAAUCCGGCAGUCUUGCUGUACGUCAAGUAGAAACAGGCUUUGGACUUGUAACACAACAACCAUGGUUACAGAGAGGAACAGUUAGGGACAACAUUUUGUUCGGAAAACCGUACGAAGAGAAGAAAUACAAAGAUAUCAUAUUUGCUUGUGGCCUGAUCGAAGAUAUGCAGAUCUUACCAUCAGGAGACAAAACAGAAGUAGGAGAUAGCGGUGGUACUCUUUCCGGGGGUCAAAAGGCUAGAAUAGCCCUAGCUAGAGCGAUCUACCAAGAGAAGCAGGUAUAUCUUUUGGACGAUAUUCUAUCAGCAGUUGACGUCAAAGUAGGCAAACACAUUUUCAAUCAUUGCAUCAUUGGACUUCUCCAAGGAAAAACUAGACUACUAUGCACCCACCACGUAAAAUAUCUGCUGCACGCGGAUAGGAUUUUGUUGUUAGAAAACGGAGCUAUCAAGUCAAUUGGCAAACCUGUCGAUGUACUCCGCAACAUAGACGACACUUUACCCGUAGAUUUAGAACUGGAGGAUAGUAUUCAAUCUGAAUAUACAUCGUCUGAGUGCACUCUAGAGAAUAGUUUGUGCGUGGACAACGCCCAAGAAAAGGAUAAGGAUAUCGAACUGUUCAAAGAAGUCAGCGAACGGGGUAAUCUAGAUUUUACUGUGAUAAUUUCUUACUGGAAAGGCAUCAGCCACUUUGUCAGCAUUUCAAUACUGAUUUCGAUGACUUUAAUGCAAGUGUCACGGAAUUUCACUGACUGGUGGUUAGCCAAUGGUGUAACCAGCCCCGUUACCAAUUCUACCAACUUAACAGUAUACUUAGCGACGGCGACUGACUAUAUCGAUUACGUAGAAGACGAUGAUAACAUGUCAGAGUUUUUAAAAGUAUACGUCGAGUUGGCGUGUGUCAAUACGCUAUUCACGCUAAUAAGAUCGUUUAUAUUUGCUUAUGGUGGAAUUCUGGCAGCUACAAAGUUUCAUAAGGUGUUAUUGAAGACCGUGUUACGAGCUAGAUGUACAUUUUUCGAUGUAACACCAAUAGGAAGAAUCAUUAAUAGGUUUUCUAGCGAUACCUACACUGUUGAUGAUUCGUUGCCGUUUAUUCUUAAUAUAUUUCUUGCGCAGUUAUUCGGAUUACUAGGUUCUCUUUUUAUAACGAUGUACGGUUUGCCUUGGAUAUGUGUCUUCCUCAUUCCGUUAGUACCCAUAUAUACAUAUUUAUUAAAUCAGUACAGGAUAACGUCAAGGGAACUAAAAAGGAUAUCUAGUGUAACGCUUUCUCCCAUAUAUAACCAUUUUAAUGAAACUUUGCAAGGGUUGACUACAAUUAGAGCGAUGAGAGUGAUCCACAAAUUCAAACACGACAACAAUCAACAUCUAGAAGCUAAUCUGAAAGCUCAAUUCGCCAGUCAAGCGGCAGCUCGAUGGCUUGGUCUUAGAUUACAGUUUAUAGGAGUGAUCAUAAUUACAGGUGUUAGUUUUAUUGCCGUCAUUCAGCAUCAGUAUGAUAUCGCGGAUCCAGGUUUUAUCGGAUUGGCCAUUUCGUACGCUCUGGGAAUCACUGGAUCACUCAGCGGCGUCGUCAACUCGUUCACGGAGACAGAGAGGGAAAUGGUGGCCGUCGAACGCAUCAACCAAUACGUAGAAUCCAUUCCAAUGGAAAGUAAAUAUUUUGUUAUGGAUCCUCCAUUCGCUUGGCCCAGUCAAGGUGUUAUCUCUUUUGAACAUGUCACCUUACAUUAUAGGAAACAUUUGCCACCAUCACUGAUGAAUCUAUCGUUCGAUACCAGGCCGUACGAGAAACUUGGGGUUGUUGGUAGAACUGGCGCUGGAAAGAGCUCCAUCAUUUCUGUAUUGUUUAAUUUAGUAGAUAUAACUGCAGGAGUGAUCACUAUCGACGCAGUGGAUAUCAAGAAAAUAUCGCUUGCAACAUUAAGAUCUAGGAUGUUCUGCAUACCGCAAGAUCCUUUCCUGUUCAGCGGGACUUUAAAAGAAAACCUGGAUCCUCUGGAAGAGUUCAAGGACGACGAAAUAUGGAACGCUCUGGGAAGAGUAAACUUGACUGAUGUUAUUAAUUCCUUGGGAGGACUAGAUUACAAGAUUGACGGAAGUGGUUCGAAUUUUUCCGUCGGUCAAAAACAAUUGGUUUGUUUAGCCAGGGCUGUUCUUCACAAUGCUAAAAUACUGUGCAUUGACGAAGCAACAGCAAACGUUGACGAAGAGACUGAUAGACUUAUUCAAAACACUAUACGUACCGCUUUCCGUAGUAGUACAGUCAUAACCAUCGCUCAUAGGAUACAGACCAUCUUCGACUCGGAUCGGGUGUUGGUGAUGCAUCAAGGAGAAGUGGUGGAAUUCGACAAACCCGACGUACUGAUGGCUGAUUCUAGCACUUAUUUUUAUAGGCUAGUGCAAGAAGCUUGAUUUUUAAUGUUAUUAUUAUAUAGAUAAUUAUCUAGUUUAAUAAAUUUUAUAUUUAUUUUAAUACUU